AUGACCGAGUGCUUCUUGCCCCCCAGCAGUAGCCCCGCUGAGCAGCGCAGGGCUGAGCACCCAGGGGGCGUGGCCCGCACCCCCAGCUCUGAGGAGAUCAGCCCCACCAAAUUCCCCGGGUUGUACCGCACCGGCGAACCAUCACCACCUCAUGAUGGCCAUCAUCACGAGGCGCCUGAUGCCUACGUCUCAGAUGAUGACAAAGAGCACAGCAAGAAGAAGAACAAGUUCAAGAAGAAGGAGAAAAGGACGGAAGGCUACGCUGCCUUCCAGGAGGACAGUUCCGCAGACGAAGCAGAGAGCCCGUCCAAGAUGAAGCGCUCCAAAGGAAUCCAUGUUUUCAAGAAGCCAAGCUUCUCCAAGAAAAAGGAAAAGGACUUCAAGGUGAAGGAGAAGGGCCCCAAGGAGGACAAGGCCAAGGAUAAGAAAUCUAAGGACCUCACGGCUGCAGACGUGGUGAAACAGUGGAAGGAGAAGAAGAAGAAGAAGAAACCAACAACAGAGGCAGAGCCAGUCCCAGUGGAGACCCCCACCUUCAGGCCAGUCUUUGGAGCUCCCCUGGUUGAAGCUGUGAAGAGGACAGCUCUGUAUGAUGGCAUUCAGCUGCCAGCCAUCUUCAGAGAGUGUAUAGACUACAUAGAAAAUUAUGGCAUGAAGUGUGAGGGCAUCUACCGCGUCUCAGGUAUGAAGUCCAAGGUGGAUGAACUGAAAGCAGCAUAUGACCGUGAGGAAUGCCCCUGCCUGGAGGAAUAUGACCCCCACACGGUUGCCAGUCUUCUGAAGCAGUACCUCCGCGAGCUGCCAGAGAACCUGCUGGGCCGAGAUCUGGCCCAGCGCUUCGAGGACGCCUGCGGUCGGCAGGUGGAGGCCGAGAAGGUGAUGGAGUUCCACAGGUUGUUGUCCGAGGUGUCGCCGGAGAGCCGACUUCUUCUCUCCUGGCUCAUCACACACAUGGACCACGUCAUCGCCAGGGAAGCCGACACCAAGAUGAAUAUUCAGAAUAUCUCCAUCGUCCUGAACCCAACCAUACAGAUUGGAAACCGUGUUCUUUACAUGUUCUUCACACAUGUGAGGGAGCUGUUUGGAGACGUAGUGCUGAAGCCGGUGGUGCGACCGCUCCGCUGGUCCAACAUGGCAACAAUGCCGGCGCUGCCUGAGACCCAGGAGAGCAUCAAAGAGGAGAUCCGACGACAGGAGUUCCUGUUGAACUGCCUACACAGGGACCUGCAGGCAGGGGUGAAGGACUUGUCCAAAGAGGAGCGACUGUGGGAGGUUCAGCGAAUCCUGACGGCUCUUAAACGUAAACUGAGGGAGGCCAAACGUCAGGAGUGUGAGAGUAAAAUAGCCCAGGAGAUAGCAAGCCUGUCAAAGGAAGAUGUUUCAAAGGAGGAAAUGACUGAGAAUGAGGAGGAAGUUAUCAACCUCCUCUUGACACAGGAAAAUGAGAUUCUGACAGAGCAGGAGGAGCUGAUAUCUCUCGAGCAGGUGCUUCGUAGACAGAUAGCUACUGAGAAAGAAGAAAUCGAGAGACUGCGAGCAGAGAUUGCAGACAUACAGAGUCGGCAGCAGGGUCGCAGUGAGACAGAGGAAUAUUCGUCAGACAGUGAAAGUGAGAGUGAAGAUGAGGAAGAGCUGCAGAUGAUUUUGGAAGAUCUCCAGAAGCAGAAUGAGGAACUGGAGAACAAAAACACCCACCUGAACCAGGCCAUCCAUGAGGAGCAGGAAGCCAUCUUGGAGCUCCGCGUCCAGCUUCGCCUCCUGCAGAGCCACAAACUGCAGCAGGAACUGACUGUCCAGCCGCCGGCCGAGCAGGCGCCGCCAACGCAGCCGAGCCCGGAGGCUCGCAGCGAGGAGCAAACCAAACGCUCCGUCGCGGCGCCAGCCGCAGGCGCCGACACGGCUGCCUCGGCCAAUGGAAAGGCAGCUAAGGAUCCAUCGAAGCCCUCGCCGAGCAAAGACAGGAGAGACACCAACAUGUGAGAGCAGUGGUGUUGCACGUUGCAGCUGACCAGUGGUUGAAAACAUGAACGGCAGACAAAUUCGCAGAAAAAGUACAUUCAUCACUGCAAAACGUAGACAAGCACCCUGAGGCAACAUUGUGUGAAACAACACUGUUCUCUGUAGUGCAAUCAUCUUUUCUGUUAUCUCUGCCUCUCUUGCACAAACAAGGAAACAUGGGAAAUGUUAUGAUGGCAUAACAAAUCUGUAGUGAUGAUUUUUUUUUUUUUUGUCUCCAGAAUGUGUGCAGAGACACGCAGGAGGCCUACUUAGUUUUGUUGUGUAUUUGAUCGUGUUUUUUAACUCUUGAUGUGUGGAGUUAUUCGUGGCAUAAGUUGGCAGUGGGUGAACACAACAUUAGUCAAUCAUUUCAUUUCACAAUUGAUCCAUGACUGUUGCAAAGUACCAUCAAUAGCAUGGCCUGACUUACUUACUGUAUAUGUAUAUUAUUGUAAAAUUGCAAACAUACUGUAUUUUCAGCUCUUACGUAUUGUCAUAUGUUUUUUGUUGUUUCUUUGUUUUGUUUUUUUAAAUUAAUGACCCGUACGAAGUAUGCUAGUGUGACUGCAUCUGCUUUGGUCACGGGCAAAUCAAAGCAGUGUCAUCUGGACUCAUGAUUCACCUUGUUUAUUAAUCCUGUGACUGAAACAGAUAAAUGCUAGAAUGGGCUGAGAAGCAUCUCACAAGGUUAUCUUCACAUUGUUCCAAGCUUUUGUAGCUUAUUGUUGCAGACAGCAUAAUGCUGUGAAGAAUAAAGUGUCAAUCCGUGUAAUUUA
Xiphias gladius (swordfish) is the source of this 2774-nucleotide messenger RNA. It is a transcript of the gene ralbp1, whose product is annotated as ralA binding protein 1. Lineage: Eukaryota; Metazoa; Chordata; Actinopteri; Istiophoriformes; Xiphiidae. Gene Ontology annotation, cellular component: membrane. The transcript has 10 exons. Gene Ontology annotation, molecular function: small GTPase binding; GTPase activator activity. Gene Ontology annotation, biological process: positive regulation of GTPase activity; small GTPase-mediated signal transduction; endocytosis. Bases 1 to 1980 code for a protein of 659 amino acids. The record is from RefSeq and is a predicted model, not a curated record.